AUGCAGGCGCAAAUUCAGGGUCAGGACAAUGUAGCUACGCUGGUAAGGCAGGCGCAAGACGGGGGCGCUGCAGCGUUUUCUGCAUUGUACGAGCACUACUACGAUUCCAUCUUUCGCUAUGUUUCAUUCCGCACGGGGAGCACCGCGGAUGCGGAGGACAUAACCGCAGAGGUGUUUGUGCGAAUGAUCGAGUCCAUUCACCGCUUCAAGUGGAAGGGUUACCCGUUCAGUUCUUGGCUGUUUCGAAUUGCACACAACCUGGUUGUGGACUUCUAUCGCAAGAAGGGAAGGCGCCAAACGAUUUCGCUGGAGAAGGCGCCGCCCAUUGUGGAGACAGCAAUGUUCGAUCCUGAUGCUCGCAUAGACAUGGAACUGACAAUGGGAGAUGUCCGGAAGGCGAUGGAGAGCCUGACCGAUCUUCAGCGGGAGGCUAUCACGCUGCGGUUUGCGGCGGGACUGUCGGUUGCGGAGACUGCUAAGGCGAUGGGAAAGAAGGACAACGCUGUGAAGGCUCUGCAGCACGCAGGGCUGAAAAAGCUGAGACGGACGCUAUGCUCGGAGACCAAUGGACGCGCUGCGGUGGCUGUGUGA
Molecule: messenger RNA, 591 nt
Organism: Geodia barretti
Lineage: Eukaryota; Metazoa; Porifera; Demospongiae; Tetractinellida; Geodiidae
Source: the annotation of a GenBank genome assembly